This is a messenger RNA of Actinia tenebrosa (Australian red waratah sea anemone), 1355 nucleotides long. RefSeq lists its product as uncharacterized. Gene Ontology annotation, molecular function: G protein-coupled receptor activity. Gene Ontology annotation, biological process: G protein-coupled receptor signaling pathway. The record is from RefSeq and is a predicted model, not a curated record. Lineage: Eukaryota; Metazoa; Cnidaria; Anthozoa; Actiniaria; Actiniidae. Gene Ontology annotation, cellular component: membrane.
AUGGCAAACCUUUUACAACACCGUUUUAAGAAAAGGUUUUGAAGCUUAAUAUAUUACUUUUUGUCACCCGAAAUCAUACCGAAAAUUGAAGUAAGUUCUAGGCAGUACUUAUGAACAUCUGUCUGCCUUUUGACCGGAUUCAAGCAAUGUCUUCCUUGCUCAAAAAUCUUACCAAUUCGCUGGCGCGCGAACCUUCAACAAGAAAACACCCAUAACUAGGCACUGACACCCUCUUUUUUAAGUUAGUGACGACGACUUCUUAGAACAAGAUGGGAAACGUCACGCGUAUCCCGCUGAAUGAAACAGGCAACGGCACAAACAUUGUUCGCCAAACACCUCAAGUUAUUGACCGUGUUCCAUCCUUUAGACCAGGCCAAACCUUAACAGCCGUCGCUAUCCAACUAGGGUUUGCCCUCGCCUUAAUUGUUGCAGCGCUAACGAUUAACAUAAUGAUGGCGAUUGUACUGAAUAAAAAGUUCAUGGGCAUACCUUAUAUGAUGCUGAAAAAUAUCGUAGCUGUAGAUAUAGCAACAGCGCUGCUCAAUGGACCGUUCUUUGCGCUUGGCGUCAUUCUUGAUAGUAUGGGGAUUAUUAUAAAAUCCUACUGCAAUGUUCAAGGGUUCUUCCAUGCCAGCCUCAGUGCAGUCUUCCUUAAUACUGUGACGUUGAUUGCUGUUAGUAGAUGCUUGGCUGUACUCAAACCACAGCUGUAUCACAAGAUCUUUGUGAACAAGAUCACAAUGCAUAUCCUUCUUCUCGCUGUGUGGAGUAGCAGUAGUCUUCUGUGUGUGCCUCCACUGAACACAAAAGGAUGGGGGAAAUACGAUAGAUUCGAAGCGACAUGCUGGAUGGCCUGGAUCCCAGAGAACGACGACUACAUUGCGUACAACUCCCUGCUGACCAUACUGACACUUGGAACGGCUGUGGUUUCGUGUUCUUUCGGCCUGUACUUUCUUUAUUCCAUCAGGAAAGUUGGUUCCGUCACUCCAGCUCAGACAGCAACAGCUCCCCCACCCUACCCUGGGACAGCAAACAUGUCUGUGCCUGAAAAAACAUCACAGAAGAAGGUCCGCCUCAACACAGAUGUAUUCAUCAUCGCAAGCACUCAGUUUGCUGUCUAUAUUGUCCUGUGGGUACCCCUGACCGUCAUGAACUCCAUCUACCUUAAAGACUGGAGAGACAUCGAGUUUAGAGUGAUCACAUUCUUUCUGUUUGUGUUCAUGGGACGCACCAUUAUCAACCCGAUCUUGUGUUUGGUCGUAAGUGCAGAUAUUCGUAGAGAGUUUGCUAAAACGAUAUUUCGAUGUCGUUGUAAAAGAGACAAUGAGACUAGCGAGCAGGAGUUAUAAAAAGAA